ACCUCUCACUGAAAUGCUUUAAAUCCUAAUAUAAGUCAGUAAUAUUGAGUAUCUCUUAUGUUCCAGGUACUUUCCCAAGUAGUGGGGAUAUAACAGUCAACAAAGAGGGAAAACUUUGUGCCUUGUAGAUCUCGCAUUCUGUUUGGGGUGAAACAUAUUAAAUAAAUGUAAAACACAUUAAGUUAGCUGGUGGUAAAUGCUAUGGGAAAAAAUUAAGCAAAGAAUAGGAAUAUGGAAGAAGGGCUCUUUUAAAUAAUGUGGUAAAAGAAGGGGCCAUAUUGAGAAAGGAGUACUUGAAGUAAACCAUGCAGAUAUCAAAAGAGAAGAGCAAAUAAUUCCAUGAAAAGGGGAGAGUAACUACAGAGUAUGGAGCCUGUUUGAGAGACAUCAAAGAGGGUGGUAAAUCUGGAAUGAAAUGAAUAAAGGGAAGAUAUGUAGAAAAUGAUUCAAGAAACAUUAGGGGUUCUUAUUUAUAAGACCUAGUGGGCUAUUGAAUGAACGUUGGUUUUUACUCUGAGUAAGGAACAUUUUGAAGAAAGAAGUAACAUUAGUUACCUUGUGUUUUCCAGGCUUUUUUUGGACAAUACAUUUAAAGUAGACUUCAGGUGGUCAUGGGAGAAAACGGAGUCUGUUGUAGCAACCCAGGCUAAAAUUGAUGGCAGCUUUGACCAGGGUAGCAGUGAAUGUAGUGAAAAUGAUUAGAUUCUGAUUAUAUGUCAAAUGUAGAAUUGAUAAGAUUUGUUGAUGGAUUGGAUGUGGAGUGUGGGUGUGUGAGAGAGAGAGGAAGUCCAGAGUGCCAUAAGGUUUAUUUGGCUAGAGCAAAUGUGAAGAGGUUUAAUUGUCUAAGUAAGUUUUACAGAAAGUAAACAUGGUACUUCAGAGGACAUUGUCAUUGUCAUGGUCAUAAAAAAGGCAUUGAAGAAGAGAUAGUACCGGAAUUGCAUCUUUCUGGGAUGUAUAUGAUACAAGUAGUUAGAUGGGAAGUAUGAGAAGAGCAACGACUUACAUUAGGAAUGAGCUUGAGAUAUUCUGGGAGCUGUAGGAAGGCGAGAUUCAUUUUUGAUGGUCAACACAUUUGGAUACGGGGACCCUUAUGGCUAGGCUUAAAGAUUUGAGCAGAAAACCCUGAGCUGGAGCGGGGGAUGAUGGCCGCCCAGGUGCUGACUCUGUUGGGGGAGAUGUCGUGGCUGGAGGCACCGCUGGAGGAGCUGUGCGAGCUUCAGUUGGUGCUGCAGGCCGUGCCGCUCAGCCAUCUGCGUGAGCACGCAGUGGAACUGCACCUUGGCCCACUUUUCUCCCUGCUCAAUGGGAACCAACGGGAACAGACUACUUUGUGUGUAUCCAUUCUGGAGAGAUUGCUCCAAGCUGUAGAGCCAAUUCACUUGGCCUGGAACCUCAGGAUUGAUCCGCAGAAGGGACUGACCCACCCCAAUGACUCUGUAAAAAUACUCACUCUAUCCCAGGUUGGAAGAAUUGUCGAAAAUUCUGAUGCUGUUACUGAGAUUCUAAGUAAUCCUGAAUUACUAAAACCAAUUGUUUAUUUUAUUGGUGGAGAGAAUCUAUUUGUAGCUAAAGCAGCCAUUAAAUCCCUGUCAAGAAUAUUAUUGACCCAAGCUGAACUGGAGGCUUUAUUUGAAAGCAGUCUGCUGGAUGACUUGAAAACUGUAAUGAAAACAAAUGAUAUUGUUUGAUAUAGGGUCUAUGAGCUAAUUGUGGGGAUUUCAUCUGUGUCACCAGAAUCUUUAAACUACUGUACCACCAGUGGAUUGGUGACCCAGCUCCUCAGAGAACUGACUGGUGAGGAUGUGCUGGUCAGAGCCACCUGUGUAAAAAUGGUGACAUCACUGGCAUAUACUCAUCAUGGACGGCAGUACCUUGCUCAAGAAGGAGUAAUUGAUCAGAUUUCUAAUACAAUUGUUGGGGCAGAUUCUGACCGUUUCUCUAGCUUCUACUUGCCAGGAUUUGUGAAGUUUUUUGGAAACCUGGCUAUCAUGGAUAGUCCUCAAAAGAUCUGUGAGCGUUAUCCUGUUUUUGUGGAAAAAGUCUUUGAAAUGACAGAAAGUCAGGACCUCACCAUGAUUGGCGUAGCAGUAGACACAGUUGGAAUCCUGGGAUCCAAUGUUGAAGGAAAACAGGUUUUGCAGAAGACAGGAACUCGAUUUGAAGGCUUACUCAUGAGAAUAGGAUAUCGCAAAGAUGCCUCAACAGAGCUCAGACUUAGGUGUUUGGAUGCAAUUUCAUCUCUUCUUUAUUUACCACCUGAGCAGCAGACCGAUGACCUCCUGAGGAUGACAGAAUCCUGAUUUUCUUCCUUAGCUCGGUACCCACUGGAGCUCUUUCGUGGCAUGAGUAAUCAACCCUUUCCUGAACUGCACUGUGCUGCUUUAAAAGUGUUCACGACCAUUGCAAACCAACCCUGGGCUCAGAAACUUAUGUUUAACAGUCCUGGUUUUGUAGAGUAUGUGAUGGACUGGUCCGUGGAGCAUGACAAAGCUUCAAAGGAUGACAAAUAUGAACUGGUGAAAGCACUAGCCAAUUCUAAGACAGUUGCAGAAAUCUUUGGGAACCCAAAUUAUUUGAGGCUCAGAACUUAUCUGAGUGAAGGUCCAUACUACGUGAAACCUGUCUCCACAACAACAGUGGAAGCAGCUGAAUGA
Messenger RNA from Pteronotus mesoamericanus, 2657 nucleotides. RefSeq names its product 26S proteasome non-ATPase regulatory subunit 5-like. The record is from RefSeq and is a predicted model, not a curated record. Gene Ontology annotation, cellular component: cytosol. Gene Ontology annotation, biological process: proteasome assembly. Lineage: Eukaryota; Metazoa; Chordata; Mammalia; Chiroptera; Mormoopidae.